Molecule: messenger RNA, 1436 nt
Organism: Leptonychotes weddellii (Weddell seal)
Lineage: Eukaryota; Metazoa; Chordata; Mammalia; Carnivora; Phocidae
Source: RefSeq, a predicted model, not a curated record
AUCCUCAUGGCUUAAAUCACGGCUGGCGCUGGUUGGCACAAAUCUUAAAUAUGGAGCCCCUGUCAGAUGUGACAGCCACCCUCCUCUUUGACUUCUUGGAGGUGUGUGGAAAUGCCCUCAUGAAGCAGUACCAGGUACAGUUCUGGAAGAUGAUCCUUCUCAUCAAAGAAGACUACUUCCCCAGGAUUGAAGCCAUCACAAGCUCAGGACAGAUGGGUUCCUUCAUACGCCUCAAGCAGUUCUUAGAGAAAUGUUUGCAGCGCAAGGAGAUUCCUGUCCCCAAGGGCUUUCUGACUUCCUCCUUCUGGCGUUCCUGAUGGCCCUCCGUCACCCACUGUCACCGUUUUGUUGCAAAGGGACAAUAAUAAAGCAACUGAAAACAGCUGUAUUUGGGAGAAGUCAUGUCAGAUUUAGAAAUCCACCAAUAUAUUUGUACCUUGCGACUAGGAGAGGAGACUUUUCAGGGGUCCCAGAACCUAGCGGGUCUCUUCAAAGGCUGGAGGCUCCUUAAGGGGUCCACAUGGCAGCGUAAAUGGCAUUGGCUUUUCUCAUUUCUGAAGUAUGGUGAGAAGAGUGGUUUAGUACUUGGUCUCAUCAUUCAUUUCCCUUGUGUCUGGUGUCUUUCAGAAAGUACGUAGUACCUUAACCAUUUAACUCUGAGCUGAAAUGAGCCCACCACUUGCCCAACUCCAUCCUCUCCCACUGCCCUCCGACCCCCACCAAGUCAUGCUGUCCUCGUUCAGGGUACAGGCCCAAAUCCUUACAUGCAAGUCUGGGUUAUCGUUGUUUUGCCUUUCUCGGCUUGUGAAGUCAUUAUAAAUUCAGAGGAAAUGCCUGAUAUAGACAUAGAUUAAGUCCCAAAUUGUAUCAGAGAUAGUUUAGCAUCUGGGACUAGGACUGUUAAUACAUGUUAUGUUGAACAGGGUGCACUGUUGGUCCUUUUAAUUUGGAAUUUGGCCCCUGGAAGACUAGGGAUGCAUGAACCAGGGAUGGUGGGGGAGGGGGGAGCUUGUUUUUGAAUUUGGUUGAAGACGGGCUGAGAUGGCCUUGCAACAUUAUGCAUGAGCCAAGCAUCUACAAGCAAUGACUCAGGGGUUAAAUAAAAUAAAGGUGUUUGGGAAGAAUUGGGAACUGCUUUAGAAUUGUUGACAUGUCCUGAGUAAAGAGUGAUGAUAGAUUCGCCUGACUAAAGCUACUACAGAAAUUCAGAGCUUGGCUGUUCAGGUAAGAAUUGAGGUUUGUUUUAGGGAAGACUCCUCGUCUUUUGUACUACAGGCAGCCGUGGAUCUCCUCUGUACUGUGUGUCGUCUGCGGGGAUGUGUUUUGGGGGGCGGGGUAUCCCCUGCUACUCUUGAGCAGCUUGAAGUGAUACCUUCUAUGAAUCGUUGACUCUGGUGCCAAAAAACAAGGAAUAAAGCUUGAUUUUUAAAAACCCA